Messenger RNA from Hibiscus syriacus, 1154 nucleotides. RefSeq lists its product as uncharacterized. The record is from RefSeq and is a predicted model, not a curated record. The coding region runs from base 537 to 899 and encodes 120 amino acids. Lineage: Eukaryota; Viridiplantae; Streptophyta; Magnoliopsida; Malvales; Malvaceae. The transcript is spliced from 6 exons.
AAACAACAAAAGCAGCCUCAACAGACCUAACACUUCCCAUUCCUCUUUUUCUCAAUCAAACUCCUAGGGUUCCAACAACACAAAAUGUAUCAGACAAAUUAGAUUGUGUCCGAAUAUUAAUUAAAUUGUUCGAUUUACUUGGAACCCAGUAAUAGAACAAGGGUUAUUCCACUCUCCAGAUCCAAGGUUUUAAAAGGAAGCCAUGUCUGCAGGGGUUUGUGGGAAAAGGGUGGGAUUUGAAGAACUAUUCGGAUCCUCUCCCAAGAGAUUCAGGUGUUCCAGUUCGGAUCCUGGUUUCAGACCCGAUGACCCGAUUUCAACGCUCUCUGCUUUGGAUCCUGAGUUAAGAACAUCCGUUGUCCGAAACCACAACAACAAGAAUGAAGAUUUAAGGAGAGUUCGAAUGCAUUUGAUUCUGUGAGAACUGGAAAUUGUACUGAUGAGACUGCUACAUGUAGCCAAAUCUCAGGUUACAAUGUUGAGUAUAACGGAAAUGCAGUCGAUUCUCCAAGUGGACGGAUUUGUUUGUGCAAGAGAUGUCGAGUGCGACAAAUAUAGACGAUGCUAAGGCCCGUGCUGCUAGGAUUUUAGAAGCCUUUGAGGGAAGUGUUGCCAAUAAAAGGGGUGCUGAAGAGAUUGAGCAUGCUUCUUUGAAGGAACAUUUGCGGAGUUUGUUGGAUAACAAACAAAUUCUGAGGAGAGCUGUUGCCAUUCAGCAUGAACGCAACGUUGAGCUAGGAGGAAAGGAAACAGAAGUACAACACUUGAAACUCACGCUCAACCAUUGCAUCGAACAAGCUCGAACAUUAGAGCUGAACAACUACACGAUAAGGCUUCAUCUUCAGAUGGCACAACAAAGUAGCUCAAUUAAGGGGCAAUUUCCUCCAGACAUAUACUGAAAGCUUUCGUAGUCCUGUCAGCACUUAAUGGCUAUGAUUCUACUACAGUAUAUCGGUCAUGUAAACCAACGAAUGACAUGAAGAUUUAUACAGUGUUGUACUAGUGUGUGUAGUUUGUAUAAUUCAAGCCAAAAUAUCAGUUUUUCUUAACAAGAAGCAUAACUCCUUUGCUAAAACCUAGAGUGAUGAAGAAUCUAGAAGUGAGAACUAUGAAGAUGAUCGAGUGAGCAAUUAUGUGGUGUUUACAACCUUCGU